This is a messenger RNA of Neoarius graeffei (lesser salmon catfish), 2793 nucleotides long. RefSeq names its product putative nuclease HARBI1. NCBI's taxonomy places the organism in Eukaryota, Metazoa, Chordata, Actinopteri, Siluriformes, Ariidae. The coding region runs from base 1531 to 2502 and encodes 323 amino acids. The record is from RefSeq and is a predicted model, not a curated record. The transcript is spliced from 3 exons.
CUUAAUUAUAUAUAGAAAUAAAGUUAUGUAGAAAGAAAGAGUUUGGAGAUGUCAACAUCAUAUCCAUAUCUACUUAAAUCAGAAAAAAGGUGGUGUCUGACUUUUUUCUUGAACGACAAUUUAGAUGAAGAUCUUAUAGAAGUUGGAAUCUGGUUCCAUACCCUAACACCAACACGGGAAAAUGAGUUCUUUUGUAGAUUUGUACGAGAAGACUGAGUAUAGAAGUUCUUGGAGUAAGAUGACCUAGUGUUCUAAGAAUGGAUACUAGAAAUAGAAGAAAAUAAUUUACAAAUGUUUGAGGGUGCACUUUGAUUAACAACGUCAUACAUUAAUUUAGAAAUACAUUCAUAGAAAAGAUUUACUAGUAAAAUAUUGGUUUUGGAAAACAAUGGAAAGGCACUUUAUUAUCAACAAAAUGGAUUAAUCUUAAAGCUCAUUUUUGUAGGAUUAAUACUUCAUGAAUUUUACAAGCCUGUCCCCAAGAACUAAGACCAUAUGUUAAAUAAGGUUGAAUCAGAGAGCGAUGUAAUGUCAUAAGGGUAUGUAGUGGAAUAAAAUGUCUAAGCUUGGCCAAAAGGUCGACAACCUUGCUUAUUUUGUUGCAAAUAAAAUCAAUAUGAGGCUUCCAAGAAAGAUUGUCAUCGAUUAUUAAACCCAAAUAUUUGACAUACUUUUUACGUUCAAGUGAAACAAGUUUGUUUUCAGACACUGUUUUGAGAGUAUGUUAUGCACAACCUGUCAACCUCGAUUACAAUUUCCUAUCUCUGUAUUGGCUCAAUUUAAUGUUUUAAAGUAAUUAUUUUUUCGACUAAAAUGAAUGACUGACUAAAACCCUUUUAGUUUUCGUCGACUAAAACUAGACCAAAACUAUCAAGGAUGGAAUUGACUAAAAUGCGACUAAAACUAAUAAGCAUUUUGUCCAAAAGACUAAGACUAAAACUAAAUCAAAAAUGGCUGCCAAAAACAACACUGUAGGAGCGUGACGAACUAAGGAAGGAUGCAUCAUGACUCGAAAAACCCAAUCAGGAAGAGAACAAGGCUAGCAGCGUUUCCAAAAGUCUCUACUUUUGGUGCUCAAAAACACCAGGGGGCUCAUUUAUCAACCGUUCUUACGCACAGUUCUGUGCGUAAAAGGUUCGUACGAACAUUUUUGCGCAAAGUGUGGAAUUCAUGAAUAUGUAUUUGAACGUAGAAUUGUGCCUAAAUAUACGCACACCUCGGACCAUGCUUACGUACAAUACCUAGUGGUAGAAUAACGAAACAACAAGUAGUGUUGAUUCUAGAGUCGAACUGUGCCCGAUGCGCAGGUUACAAUACAACUAUUUUUGUGUUUGUUUGUUUGUUUGUUUGAGUGUAUUCGAAGUAUUUUGGUUUCGAACGUGCUGAAUCAAAUUCAAACACACCAACAACGUGAUCUUGUGGGCCGAUUUCAGAUUACUCACGGUGUAACUAAUAAUUGACUAUUGACUAAUUUACUCAUGUGUAAAUAAUUAUUUGAAUUGAUAUACGUAUAAAAAGCACACACAUGAUAUGCCUAUCAGAACGCAACAUGGCCCAUCUUGCAUUGCUAGAAGAGUUGGCAAACCGUGCGUUCCGCAGGGAGCGCGUAUUCAGAGAGAGAGCCGAUUUAUUUUGAGCAGGUAUCGUUUUCCAAAGCAUAUAUUACUUGAUUUAUGUCAUGAAUUGGGUCCUAUGCUAGAGCGCGAAACAAAGCGCACGAAAGCCAUACCUGUCCAUAUCCAAGUUCUGUCUACCCUAGGAUUUUUGGCUACAGGCACGUUUCAACGUGAACUUGGGGAUAGAGUGGGUAUUUCUCAGCCGUCACUGAGCAGAAUUUUGCCAACAGUUUUGGAUGCAAUAGUUUCUUUGGUGCCAAAUUAUAUUCGGUUCCCUUAUUUACUUCCGCAUAAAGCUGAAGUUAAGCAAGGAUUUCAUGCAAUCGCGGGGUUCCCCAAUGUUAUUGGGGCAAUAGAUUGCACACACAUAGCGCUAAAAGCACCAUCACAGCACGAAUACAAUUUCGUGAAUAGGAAGGGGUUUCACUCCAUCAAUGUGCAGCUCAUAUGUGAUGCCGAUUUGAUGCUUUUAAACGUUGUUGCUCGAUGGCCUGGGGGAACGCACGACUCGUUUAUUGUGCAGAACAGCUCAGUGGGCAUUCGUUUACAAGAAAGAGCUGUUGAAGACGGAUGGCUUAUUGGUGAUCAAGGAUAUCCACUCAAACCGUGGCUCAUGACCCCACUAACCAACCCCCAGACACAGCAGGAACAAGCCUACAACCGGGCCCACGCGCGCACCAGAGUUACAAUAGAGCGCGCAAUUGGUUUGCUGAAGGGCCGAUGGCUGUGUUUGUCAAGGGCGGGGGGAACGCUGCAGUACCGACCUGAAAAGGUGUGCAGCAUGGUUAUGGCUUGCUGUGUGCUCCACAAUUUGGCCAUCAGAAGAGGAGUCCCCCUGCAGGAUCCCCCUAGACCUGAUGACCCCAUGCAUGACGAAGAGCGUUGAGAAGAGGGCCUUGCACCUGCUAAUGCUUUUGCGAUGCGGAUCAGAGCGGGGAUCAUACAGAGAUUUUAGGACCUCAUCAGUUAAUACCCUUGGUGCCCGAGCCUCACGCACAGAGGACGACCUUGCCUCCUCCUGCACCAUCGCGGCAGGAGCGGACGUGUCUGUAUAAUUGAAAGAGCAGAUGCAUUAAUAAGCUACUUCUGUUUAAACCAAAAAUUUCUGUUUGAAACAAAGUUUUUUUUAUCGAUUCAGUAAAAAAUGUUUAGAUUUAAAUUCUGCAUUAAAUGUGUG